This is a messenger RNA of Egretta garzetta (little egret), 459 nucleotides long. RefSeq names its product cytokine SCM-1 beta-like. The transcript has 3 exons. Gene Ontology annotation, biological process: chemokine-mediated signaling pathway; cellular response to interleukin-1; monocyte chemotaxis. Gene Ontology annotation, cellular component: extracellular region. The record is from RefSeq and is a predicted model, not a curated record. Bases 1 to 372 code for a protein of 123 amino acids. NCBI's taxonomy places the organism in Eukaryota, Metazoa, Chordata, Aves, Pelecaniformes, Ardeidae. Gene Ontology annotation, molecular function: CCR chemokine receptor binding; chemokine activity.
AUGACACUAUAUAAACUCUGUGAACGAGGGCUGACAAUAGCCACUUUCUUCUCUGCCUCAACGAAGAAGCCACCAGCAAUGAAACUCCACGCUGCAGCUAUCCUCGUCAUCUGCUGGCUUGGCAUCUUCACCAUGGACACGGUGAAAGGGAGCAUUGGAAGUCAGCGCAUGCACAAAUUGAGAUGUGUAAUUCUGCCUACACAGCAAGUGAACAUCCAAAAACUUGUUGGCUAUGAAAGGCAACAGGGUCCAGUAAACGCCGUCAUGUUUAUGACCAUAAAAGGUUUCAAGUUCUGCGUAAACGCUGAUCAGAAAUGGGUGCAGGAUGCUAUAAGGAAAAUAGACCAAAAACGUACCACCAAAGGCAAAUAAUCCCACCCUGGGCAAGCAUCUAAGGCCAACUGAAUGGAAUCGUCAUCAGUGCUGCAUUUAACAGCGAAGAAAGCCUUAGUAUCUGCU